Molecule: messenger RNA, 960 nt
Organism: Postia placenta MAD-698-R-SB12
Lineage: Eukaryota; Fungi; Basidiomycota; Agaricomycetes; Polyporales; Adustoporiaceae
Exons: 6
Coding region: 1-960 (319 amino acids)
Cellular component (GO): nucleus; cytoplasm
Molecular function (GO): zinc ion binding
Source: RefSeq, a predicted model, not a curated record
AUGGCCAGCCAAAAUUUAUUCCCUACCAUUGGGACCAUCGCAGAUACGACGGACAAGCUGCCGGAGCAGCCUGUACUUGAGACAAGGACCGUUGAGCUUGACGAUGAUAGGCCGGUGCAGGAGAUCGAUUCGCUAUGCAUGAAGUGCGGUGAACAGGGAGUUACCAGACUUCUCUUGACCUCUAUCCCGUAUUUCCGGGAGGUUGUGGUCAUGUCUUUCCGCUGCGAGAGUUGCGGCUGGUCCAACAAUGAGAUCCAAUCCGCGGGAGCGAUCCGGCCCGACGGCACCGUAUAUACUGUCCGUGCCCUCCUUCGCGAGGACUUAAACCGCCAGCUCGUCAAAUCAUCAACGUGCACAAUUGAGAUCCCUGAGUUCGAACUCACAAUUCCCGCUGGAAAAGAUCUUAGCGCGGACCAGCCCCUCCGCCGGAUCGAGAACGAGGCUGCAUUCACCAAGAUCCAAACUAUCAUUGACGGGUUCAGAGAGAUCCUGGCGGAUAAUGAAGAUGAGGAAGUCGAGUCAAAAGAGCCACUGGUACAGAAGGCGUUAGAGAAGGAUACGCCCAUGAAGCCGUUCACGUUGCGACUAGACGAUCCUUCGGGCAACUCAUUCAUCGAAUUUCUUGGGAAGGGUAUCCUCGACCAGGUUCAUGAGGAGCUUUCGGAGAAGGUCUUCCGGGCGAGCGACUCGCAUACAGGCGAUAACGCGUUCGAGAAUUUCUUGAAGAAGCUGAAGGCGCUAAAGAAUGUUGAACAGCCAUUCACCAUCAUCCUCGACGAUCCUUUGGCAAAUUCAUACUUGCAGAACCUAUACGCUCCUGAUCCCGAUCCGAAUAUGACAAUCGAGGUUUACGACCGCACCUGGGAACAAAACGAGGAGCUUGGAUUGAAUGACAUGAAGGUCGAGAACUAUGAGCAAGAUGUAGAGACGCCAGAAAACUCAGUGCCAGAGGCUCAAUAG